This is a messenger RNA of Pseudovirgaria hyperparasitica, 956 nucleotides long. Its product is annotated as NAD(P)-binding protein. Bases 171 to 956 code for a protein of 261 amino acids. The transcript has 2 exons. Gene Ontology annotation, molecular function: oxidoreductase activity. NCBI's taxonomy places the organism in Eukaryota, Fungi, Ascomycota, Dothideomycetes, Acrospermales, Acrospermaceae. The record is from RefSeq and is a predicted model, not a curated record.
CUUAAGCACUCUCUGCUCUACAAAGCUUAACCCAGAAGCCUCCCCGAUCUUAAUUAUUAUAGCCGUUUCUUUCGAUUAAUUGACUAUAUACGCAAACAAAUCCAACUGAAUCGUAGACUGCAAAGUAGACUGCACAGUAGCACAAUAGACUAAACAACCAGUAAGGAAGAAUGGCGGAAGACUUCCAAAGACUGAGAAACAAAACUUUUCAAUCCUUAGAAGGCAAAAAUGCCAUCGUCACCGGUGCCUCGCGUGGCAUUGGCAAGGGCAUCGCAUACGAUCUCGCAUCAAGGGGCGCCAAGGUCCUCGUAACAUACAACUCCGAAAGCAGCGCCUCGAAAGUCGAGCGAUUUGCCACGGAAAUCGGACCUCAGAUUGACUCUGUCCAAGCCAAUCUCUCCGACCACAAAGGCCCCGAAAAGGUCGUUGAAGCAGCUACAAAUUUCUUUGGGGAAAAGUCUAUCGACAUCCUCGUCAACAACGCCGCAUUCCUCAACAAUGGUGCACUUGGUGAAAUUACCCGCGAUGACUAUGAUGCCGUAUUCAAUGUCAAUGUCGCAGGUACACUCUUUCUCACACAGGCUAUCAGACCACAUCUCCGUCCCGCGGCACGCAUUAUUAACAUCUCGUCCGUUGGCGCACGUAUGGCGAAUGUGGGUAUGUCGCUUUACACCGCGAGUAAAGCGGCGCUGAAUGGACUGACGCGCGUAUGGGCCUCAGAGCUGGGUCACGAUGGGACGACGGUGAAUGCAGUGUGUCCAGGGCCUGUGCAGUCUGAUAUGCUAGACCUGGUGCCUGCGGAGAUCAAGGAGUUGCAACGGAAAGAGACGCCCGUGGAGCAGCGGUUUGGAGAGGAUAGGGAUAUUGCUGGUGUUGUUAGUUGGUUGGCGGAGGAAAGAAGUCGGUGGGUGACGGGCCAGGUUAUCAGUGCGAGUGGUGGGUAUGCGAAGUACUAG